ACGCGCGCAAUAAAUUUGCAGGCCGGUUUGAUAUCCACAGAGCAAAUAUGGGUGAUACCACAGGAAAUGACACUGCUUCUCAAAACACUGAAUUACCCGAAACGCCUCAAGAAAAUGGAAUGGAAACCGAUCAAGAUCUUGCAGAGGCCAAGAAGAAUGAAGGAAAUGCCUGGUAUAAAAAGAAGGAAUACCAUCAAGCUAUCAAACAUUACUCCGAAGCAAUCAAAAUAUUUCCAACCUGUGCAAGCUAUUACACCAAUAGGGCAGCUGCCUACAUGAUGCUGGACAAAUAUGCAGAAGCACUACAUGAUGCUCAACAUGCCAUAUCACUAGAUGAUCAGCUAGUUAAGGGACAUCUAAGAGAAGCAAAAUGCCAGCUUGCUCUAGGAUCAGUGGAUGCAGCCAUUAGAGCUCUUCAGAGAGUCACUGACUUGGAGCCUACUAACAAACAAGCUCUUUCAGAGAUGAGAGCUGCAAAGACUGUGCAGAGUCAUGAUGCAGCUGGUUUUAAAGCAUAUGACAAAGGAGACUUUAGAAAGGUUGUUUUUGACAUGGACAGAGCCAUAGACCACUCACCUGCAUGUGCAAAAUUUAAGAUAAGAAGAGCAGAGGCACUUCUCAAACUACGGAGAUUCUCUGAAGGCCAGGAGGCUGUCAAUGGUGUACUAUAUCAGAACCCCAGGGACGCUGAUGCACUUUAUGUUCGUGGCUUAGGACUUUAUUAUCAGGACAACAUUGAGAAGGCUCAGCAACAUUUCCAACAGGUUCUGAAAUACUCACCGGAUCAUAGCAAAGCCAGAUUAGCAUUCAAGAAAUGUAGGGAGAUGAGGACAAAGAAAGAUGAAGGCAAUGCGUUAUUUAAGUCGGGCAAGUUCCAAGAGGCCUAUGAUGUAUACACCCAAACGCUGGCUAUUGAUCCUCAUAAUGUCUUCACCAAUGCAAAGCUUUAUUGCAACAGGGCUGUAGUAGGAGCCAAGCUUGGCAGGAUAGAUGAAGCAAUAGAAGACUGCAAUAAAGCUAUUGAACUCGAUGAAAAGUACUUGAAGGCUUUCAUGAGGAGAGCAAAAUGUUACAUGGACAUGGAAAAGUAUGACGAAGCUGUGAGAGACUAUGAAAAGAUAUUCAAUAUGGACCGAACGAAAGAAAAUAAGCGGUUACUUCAAGAUGCUAAAAUGGAGCUGAAAAAGAGCAAGAGGAAAGACUAUUACAAAACGCUGGGACUACAGAAGAACUGCGGAGGGGAAGAUGAAAUCAAGAAGGCCUACAAGAAACAUGCACUUCUUCAUCACCCGGAUCGUCAUUCUAACAAGACUCCUGAAGAACGCAAGCAAGAGGAACUCAAGUUCAAGGAGGUUAGCGAGGCAUACAGUGUUCUAUCUGACCCAAAGAAGAAGAUGAGAUAUGAUAGUGGUCAGGAUCUAGAAGACAUGGAUGGAUUCUCAGGAGCUGGCUUUGAUCCCAACCAGAUCUUCCAGACAUUCUUUGGAGCUCCAGGAGGCUUCUCCUUUGGUGGUGGUGGUAUGGGAGGUGGAGGAGGGAUGGGCGGGGGAUUCCCCGGUGGAUUUCACUUCCAGUACUGAGCAAGGUUCACCCUGCUGAUUCACAAACAACUUGGUAUUGUGUCAUUAGUUGUACCAGAAGAAAGAGAACAAAACAAUGGAACUUCAGCACAUGAUGGACAUAGUGGAUAAACUGAAUUGGCAGUAAUGAUGAGAACAGCUGCCGGUACUUGAACUAGAUGACAAACUGAUAGCUGUCACCUGACCUUCUAGACCUUUGUAGCACUUAAUUUUAUGAAGUCUGUCCUUUUAAACCUAUGUCUGAAGUACUGUGAACCGAAUUUGAAAAUUGUUAAUGGUAGCCAUUCAACCCAUAGCAGUUCAGAGUGUGUGUUAUACAUGUAUUUAUUGAAUUAUUCAGUUCCCCUUCCUCAAAUUGGCAACAUAACAAUUAAUCAUAUAUCCACUCCUUGAUAGUUCAUUGAAAAAAAGUAAUAAAUUAAAUAAUUCAAUGUGAAAGAAAAUUUCUAAAUUUACCUGAAAUAUUGCCAGUUUGUACGUGAAGAUAGUGAUUAUAAAUUUUACACCCGUUGCCAAUUUAGAGACUUUUAUUAGUACGGUAGUCACAAUUAAGCUGCUCUUAUUCAUAAACAGCACAAAGUACUACAACAAAUUGAUGUGCUUUGUGCUCUUUGUACUCAUGGAUAUAAAUGUGUAAUUCCUGGUAUUCUUGAUCAAAAGAUAAUGAAAAAACAUCGGUAACGGGAGACACUGAACUGCUAUGGUUUAUGUGGGAAGAUCCAUUUGUGAUUUGCAAAUAGUAAGUGUUGUUCUUGAAUCAUUUUUUUAUUAUACAAAUUGUGCAAAAAUUAGGAAGUUUCAUGUUGGUGAAAUGAAAUCAAGACACAAAUGACACAAUCAACAAGACAAUACUUGAAAAAUUACUGUGAAAAUCAACUAUUUAGUUUUAAAAGGUCAGUUCAGACCAGAAGCUGAUGAUUGAAAGAUGUGCCAUGUCAAAUCAUAAAUAAAAAUGUGAAGUACGUUAGCUAACACAUGUAGCACAAGGAACCAACGAACGGGUAGCGCACGUAGUAUCACAAGCUAAAGCUCCAGUUCGCUAGCUCAUGAUCCAGCAUGCACAUCAUAUUUACAAAAUUUCAACAACACAGCAAAGUUCCGAAAAAUUGCACAUCACUACAGUAGCUGGAACAAGAUAAUGACCUUUGACCAAAUUCCCCAGUGCUUUUCUUCAGAACCUAUUCAUAUACAGCAUUUUAUCAAAGUCGCACCGAUAGAAAGAGCAUUUCAUCGCCUAUUUCUCUUCUUUCUAUUGGCUAUUUCUCGUCUACCCCAAUUAAAGUGGCCGUUUCAUCAGAUGCCACCAGACAAUAGUUUAAUUCAAUACAAGAACUUAGCAUUAUGUUUUACUUGAAUUUGCUAAUGUAAAAUGGUCUGCAGACCAUGUUAAGCCCAAGUAACACUAGAGCUACGACCAGUCACCAACUCCCGACGACCACUGGUCAAAAGUUAGUUGUCAGAAGUCGUAGAGAGGUUUUUGGUGGUCUUUUAAAAGUUAUCAGUGGAUGGUUUCUGGAGCAUUUUGGUUGGCAGGAGAUUUAUGCUGCUGCAUCCAAACCCUUUUGCCGACCAUACUGAUCGUGCAAAGAUUUUUUUGGGGGUUUUGAAGGUCUUCCAAGGGUAUGAUUUUUCACUGAUCGCUGUCUGAUCCUCAGUGCUUUCCGUUUAUAUUACCAGGUGAUAUGUGGUUGAGAAAUGGACGGCAGCUGAUCAACAAAUGUUAUACCAUCUGUCACCGAUUAAUCUCCGAACAUUCGCCGAACACCAACACCCAGCAAGGAAUCUAACUUGAGAAACUUUGAAAAUGUAAAUGUUGCUUCUGAGGCUGGUUCAAAUUUUUUUUUUUAUACUUCAUAAAAAAAAAAAAAAGAGCGAAGAAAGUUAUGAAAAUUGAUUACUCAUGCUGUAUCUUGUAUCAUGUUAUUUUGUGAUUCUCUAUUCAUAACAUUAACUGUUUAUACUGCUGCAGGAGCCUGGUAAAAAGACAAAUGUCACAAAUUAGCUUACAAAGAUCUUUGAUUAUCAAACAAUGUUUGUAAGAAAUUCUGCAACUUAUCGUCCACUACAAAUUCUUGCAAAAUGGUUGUCAAUGGUCGCCGCUGUUUUCGGUUGUCGGCAACUGGUCGUAUGCCUAGUGUGACUUGGGCUUUAGAUAAAAUAACACAAGGGUUAUAUCUAUAUCUAUAAUUUGCGGGAUAUUAUAACACUUUUGAGGAAAAA
Molecule: messenger RNA, 3800 nt
Organism: Strongylocentrotus purpuratus (purple sea urchin)
Lineage: Eukaryota; Metazoa; Echinodermata; Echinoidea; Camarodonta; Strongylocentrotidae
Gene: dnajc7
Product: dnaJ homolog subfamily C member 7
Exons: 13
Coding region: 48-1580 (510 amino acids)
Molecular function (GO): protein binding
Source: RefSeq, a predicted model, not a curated record